This is a messenger RNA of Monopterus albus (swamp eel), 1457 nucleotides long. RefSeq names its product chromosome 20 C2orf81 homolog (gene c20h2orf81). NCBI's taxonomy places the organism in Eukaryota, Metazoa, Chordata, Actinopteri, Synbranchiformes, Synbranchidae. Bases 103 to 1299 code for a protein of 398 amino acids. The transcript has 4 exons. The record is from RefSeq and is a predicted model, not a curated record.
CACCUCUACGUAUUACGUCAUCCUUGAGGGCUCGGUUGCUGAGCACCCGCAGUCCACACGAAAGUAGAGGACUCAAAAUAAGCUAUAAGCCUCUGAGCAGAGAUGGCCCAUUCUGCAGCCAAGUCUCAGGCUGACAAGCAUAAAGUUAUGUUGCCUGCCCAAGUGACUACACCUCCAGUGCAGGAGCUGGAAGUGGAAGAUAUUAUCCCUGGUCGCUUAACUCGGACACAGUGGAGGGACAUGUUAAUGCAGGAGGAUGCAGAAGACACAGUGGGGGAGAUCAUGGAUGAACUUUUGCGCAAGGUCAUGGAAGGCUGUUUCAAGGUGUACCUUGAAAGACAGCUAGCACCUUUCUCUGUAUGCUGGGCUAAGAGCUACCUCACACGGAUUCUAGAGCAGCAAAUCCUAUGCCUAGAUGAAGGAGAAGAACCAGAGGAAGCAUCUAAAACAGAAGACUCAGAGCCUUUGCCAUCAACCUUAGAUUCCUGGGCUGAAGGAUGUGUGCCUGUUGUGAAUGCUACCCCUCAAUCCCCCCACACCACACAACAGAAGCCUGACCCGGUACAAACAGAACCAGCAGUCAACCAGCAAUGUGAUGGUACAGCCCAAACAAGCACCUCUCUAAAGCAAUCUCAAAAGGAAACAAGUCCCAUGAGGCCUGUCCCUGACAAGUACUAUAAAGUUACUCCUCAGCCCCCAACAAAAAUUGUUGGAAAGAAGAAGCAGCAGGUUAAUUUACCUCCGAAGCCUGUUCUGGGCAAACUCCUGCCAUCACUGUCCUGUUCAGCAAAACCAAAGGAUGUGGCAAUAGAGGGUAAAAAUAGGGCAUAUUCCAUUUAUAACCAUAUGCCUGAGCCAUUUUAUCAGGCCAAGGCCUACAAACCCAUACCAAGGCUUGACCCUUCCAGUCUGCCUCGACACAUUGUCUUUCCUCAGUAUGAGAUUGUGGAUAACAGCAGCACAAUACCCAAGAAAACAAGUGGACUAUCCAAACUGAAACCAAAAUAUAACCAGCAGCAAACUGAGUGGACAGUAACAUCACCGAAGCCACUAACCAGCUCAAAGGAUCAACCAGCAAUGUUUCAGAAAAUAAAUGAGGCAGAUGUUUUUCUGAGGAAAUCUCCGUCUAGACGUAGAAAGGAAGGGAUUGUCUCUUCUGGGUUUGUGAGGCUGGACACAACGGUUUUGGCAAAGGGUGUUUCUGUCCUGGAUCCCCAGGCUGUUGAAAUGAACCCUCUCAAAUUUAACCCUCCUGACCAAGCUACUAAGCUGAGGCCGAUAAAAAGUGUUUUCAGUUGACCAGAUUACCACAGGUCCACCACCUCAGGUCACUCCAUUAUUUCAGUCUAAGAACUGUAGCAGCUGACUAUAAAAUUCAGUGAUAAUGCAUUUCUGUAGCUGUAUAAAGAACACGAGCUAUAUGUUAAUGAAAUAAAAAGAUUUUUCUAAUACCAGAA